AUGCACCAGUUCAUCUGGCUACGGCACGUUGCAUUUUGGGUCGACGAGAUUCUGACAGAACUAGAACAGGCGGCGCUCUUCUCGCUACAGCACCUUCCCUUCCAAAGAAGCGCCCCUGGCAUCAGUACCGCGCGUUCCACUCACCCGCCUUUGAGUAGAGGCGCGCAGCAGCCGGAAAGCAAACCGCCAAGCCCUACGCACGAGCUUCGCCUUGGAAUGCGUACGCGCGGACGCGCAGAGACGGCGAAUAGCCGCGCAAGAUACUGGGAUGCGAGACAUGCGGGGAGGCCGACUGCGGUGCGUGCGGGACGGGACGGGCAUAGACUGAGCGCGGUGGGAGGCGCGAAUGCUGGCGAGGACGCGCUCACGAUGAGUAGCGUAUCAUCAUAUGCACAGACGUUCACAACGUUGGGAGCUGUCGCGUUCUUUGGUGCGUAUUUCUCGCCAGCCUUUCGAUCACGCAUACUCCUUGAAGGCCACCUAAAUUUGUACCUGCUAAUCGUGCACCCUACUGACAUCACUUACACAUAUCCAGGCGCGUCUAUCGCCUGGUCCUCCGUCUUCUCCGCCACCCGCGGUAACCUCCUCCUGCUAGUCUGGUCCGCAACGCUCUUCAUCCUCGCUGCCGUCGCUGCGGCCAGCUCUGGUCUCAUAGCGUCUUCGGAUCAGAUCGAUCUAGAGCGUGACAUGGGCGCGCGCCGUGUUCUCCGCGUGCUGGCGCUUUUCUCUGCGGCGCUCGUCCUCACAGGUAUAUGGCUGCUUUCUUUCGCCGCAGUGGGGUUGGAGGAUAUAGGGGACGGCGGGCGUGACAGAGGGCGUAAGGUGACGUGGGCGGCUGCGGCGGUCACAGUUGGAGGAUCGUGUGCGCUUAUAGGGUGUGCAGUGGUGGUAAGGGUUUGUUAUUCGAGGAACGACAGGGUGUGGAGGUUUUGAUUGGGCCUACACUGUCAGGGAUGCGCAUCCCACAGUUGCUCGCAGGUGGAUCAGAUAACGGAAUCGCAAGGACAGUUUGGCAAACUUGGGCUAUCGCAAUAUACCUUUGCUCGUCGUUCUACUGC
Molecule: messenger RNA, 1058 nt
Organism: Heterobasidion irregulare TC 32-1
Lineage: Eukaryota; Fungi; Basidiomycota; Agaricomycetes; Russulales; Bondarzewiaceae
Exons: 2
Coding region: 1-933 (310 amino acids)
Source: RefSeq, a predicted model, not a curated record